AUGGAGCUUUUUCCUGAAGACUUAACAAACACUUUUGAAGUUAAGGAUCACUUUAAUUUUGGAGGUUAUGGAAUUAUCUAUAGAGCCAUAAAGAGAAGUAAUUUUUAUUCAGGCAAUGGACAAAUGUACGCAAUAAAGGCUGUAGCCAGAAAUAGCACAGGGUCAACCUGGAAGGAUAUUGGAGCUGAGUUGCAAGUACUCUCAUGGGCCAAUCCAUAUAAGCUUCGUUUAGACUCCUUUUUUGUUAAAGGUGAAACUUUCUAUAUGGUCAUAGAUUAUUGUAGAAAUGGAGACCUUCUUAAAGCCAUAGUUGAUAAGAUUAGCGCCGAUGAAAUGUUUGAAGAAGACGAAAUCUGAAAAUAUUUCAUCCAGAUCUGCUUUGGGCUCGAGUCUUUGCACUACAACGGAUUUACUCAUCGAGAUCUUCAUCCACAAAAUAUCCUCUUACUCCCCCCCCCCCCUCCGUGAGCGAACAAAAAAAUUUUGUUCGCUCACGGAGGGGGUUAAUUUUUUUUUUUAAAAAAAAUUUAUAUAUAAAUUUUAUAAAAAAAUAUUUUUUUUCGAAAUUUAAAAAAAUCCUAAUUUGCAAAAAUUGGGAAGCAAAUAUUAAUUUAAUUUGCAAAAUUUAUGUUUUAAAACGCAAUUUGUUUAAAAUUAAACAGAAUUAGCUCUAGAUUUCAUUAUACUAAUUAUCACUUAUAUAUCAAAAUUUUUUUCCAUUAAAAUUUUUUCUAUUAAAAAAAUUUUUGUUCACUCACGGAGGGUGGGUUUUUGGUCAAAAAAUGGCGAUUUUUCUAAUGGUUUUGUUCGCUCACGGAGGGGGGGGGGAGUUUAGACGAAAAUAAAGAUAUUAAAAUAGCUGAUUUUGGCACUUCUCGCUCUUUACAGACCAAAACAAUUCAGGGUGUUGCCAGUUACCAGUCUCCUAGGACUCAUAGUGGAGAUCCUCAGGCUAAAGAAAGUGAUGUUUGGGCAGUCGGCUGCAUUUUGUAUUAUCUCUGCAACCUUGAGCAUCCUUUUGGCGAUAAUGUGAAUAAAAUAAAAAAUGCACCUCAUAGGCCAAUAAGAAGCGAAUACUCUAAUGAAUUGAGGUAUUUCGUUGAUUGGUGCCUAAAAAAGCGGCGAAUAGAGAGGCCCAAAAUAGUUGAUAUCUUAACUCAUGAGUUUAUAGUCAAUAAAACUCUAAGCUUAGGCAUUACAAUUCCACAAGCAUCUGCAAUGAAUGCAGCUAUUUGCCAAAUUCAACUUGAGAAAGAAAGGGAAAGAAAUGAGCAGCUUGAAAAAGAGUUAUCUAAAUACAGAAAAGAAAACAUAGUCCAGAAAAAUGAAAUUGAGUGGCUUAGAGCAGAAAUCGCUCGCUUGAGCAGCAUAAUAAAUGGAAAUAAAAAGAGCGAGAAAGGCCUCAAAGACAGUAAUGAAGACCUGCUUAAUUCUCAAACUAUUAAAAUAAAUCAAGAUCUUAUCAAAAAUAAUGAAACAGAAAAAGCCCAAAGCAUUCAAGAGCUAAGAGAGAAGAGGUCUGAAAUUUUAAAUAGACCAAAUGACCCAGAAUUAGAGCAAGACUUUAGGAGAACCUGCUCAAAGUUCAGUAGCGAUGUCUCUGUUGAUCAGCAAGCUUAUCAAGAUUAUACUAAUGCUUAUCGCCAAAAAACAUCUCUUUAUACAAUUAGAGAUGAUGAUAAUAACGAGAACUAA
Messenger RNA from Blepharisma stoltei, 1695 nucleotides. NCBI's taxonomy places the organism in Eukaryota, Ciliophora, Heterotrichea, Heterotrichida, Blepharismidae. The record is from the annotation of a GenBank genome assembly.